Messenger RNA from Amphibalanus amphitrite, 1571 nucleotides. RefSeq names its product 6-phosphogluconolactonase-like. NCBI's taxonomy places the organism in Eukaryota, Metazoa, Arthropoda, Thecostraca, Balanomorpha, Balanidae. Gene Ontology annotation, molecular function: 6-phosphogluconolactonase activity. The record is from RefSeq and is a predicted model, not a curated record. The transcript is spliced from 3 exons. The coding region runs from base 227 to 949 and encodes 240 amino acids. Gene Ontology annotation, biological process: carbohydrate metabolic process; pentose-phosphate shunt.
GGCCAUCAAGCAAGGGAGAGCAUGACUUACUCAUUCGCAAAGCGGCAGUGAACAGGGUUCACUGACAUUAAUGACUCCUCCGUUCCCCGGGGUUAUAUCAUGCUAUCAUGAUAUGCGUUCCACACCGCUCAAGACAGGUUGUUUUCGCAUUUAUUCAUCACUUUCGGCUAUAUCUUCGUGGAUAGGGGUUUUUUAGAAGGCCAUACAGCAAGUGAGAUAACUCACCAUGGGUAAAGAGGAAGUCAUCGUUAAGGAGACUGUUGAAGAUGUGACCAAAGAGCUGGCUUCUUUGGUGGAGAAGGAGGCAAAUGAAGCUAUUCAAAGCCGGGGGAAGUUCAUCAUUGGUUUGUCUGGUGGCAGUCUGGUCAAUUUUCUGGCGGCCGGACUGCCGACAAUCAGUACGGACUGGUCGCUCUGGCACGUGCUCUUCUGUGACGAGCGCGUGGUGCCGUUCAACAGCGACGACUCCACGUUCGGCGUGUACCGGCGUCAGCUGAAGAGCAACGGCGGCGCCCUGCCGCUGACAGAGUCCCAGUUCCUCUGCGUCGACCCGGGUCUGGACGCGGACACCGCCGCCGCCGACUACGCCGCCAAGGUGUCGGCGCUGCUGGGGCCGGGCCGCGCGCCGCGCUGCGACCUGCUGCUGCUCGGCAUGGGCCCGGACGGCCACACGUGCUCGCUGUUCCCGGGCCACGCGCUGCUGAGCGUCACCGACCGCGCCGUGGCGGCCAUCACGGACUCGCCCAAGCCGCCGCCGGCGCGCGUCACGCUGACGCUGCCGGCGGUGAACGCUGCGCGCGCCGCCGUGUUCGCCAUGGCCGGCGCCGGCAAGGCGGACAUGGUGCGGCGCGUGCUGCGCGACCGCGAGCCGCUGCCGGCCGCGCUGGUACAGCCCACCGACGGCAGGCUGGUUUGGAUUCUGGACCAGGCCGCCGCCGCCAAACUCUGAACACUCGACACGCUGAGCUUUUAACGCUAACAGUACGCAGUGUCACCUGUUCACGCUGUUGACGAUAUGCCGCAAUCUGCAUAACGUGGACCGUAUUGUAAUCGCUGCGUCGUGGCACGUUGUGGUAAUGGGGUGCACUGCUGCUUGUUGGGGGCCAACUCAGACACUGAGCAAGGUGGAUAUAGUCUGUGGUAGUGGAAGGCACGGCGGUGGACUCUGAAGUCAUUCGCCGAGUAAGUCCUAAGGAACUGUGCACAGUGCACUCGCUUCUUCUGUACUCACUUUGAGACUUUUUGGAGUAUUUUACGUAUAGGUCAUGGUGAUAUUAUUCAGAGGAAAGUAUUUUUAUCGUUGUUGAUAGUUAUAUGUUAUAUAUGCUCUCGAAUCUGGAUGAGAAUGGCUACUGCCAGUACUGCAUUCAUACUGCUAUUUGCGAUUCGGCUGCAUGCAAGGGUAAGAAAACAUUCCUAUUUCGCCCGUUUGUGUUACGAGUUCCCCAUGACACUCAUGUAACGAUUGUGCCUUUUCCUCUCCAUUUUAGUGUCGUAUGCUCGGAUGACCUAUGUCGCUUUGCUACAACUUUGUAUAUCAACAAUCAGAUGAAAUACAACGACCGAAUACA